Colius striatus (speckled mousebird) is the source of this 2022-nucleotide messenger RNA. RefSeq names its product RBBP8 N-terminal like (gene RBBP8NL). NCBI's taxonomy places the organism in Eukaryota, Metazoa, Chordata, Aves, Coliiformes, Coliidae. Gene Ontology annotation, biological process: DNA double-strand break processing involved in repair via single-strand annealing; double-strand break repair via homologous recombination. The transcript has 14 exons. The record is from RefSeq and is a predicted model, not a curated record. Gene Ontology annotation, cellular component: site of double-strand break. Bases 1 to 2022 code for a protein of 673 amino acids. Gene Ontology annotation, molecular function: flap-structured DNA binding; Y-form DNA binding; double-strand/single-strand DNA junction binding.
AUGACCACCGAGAGUUUUGCAGAGUUCCUCAAUAAGCUCAAGGAAAUCCAUGAGAAAGAGGUCCAAGGUCUGCAAAGCAAACUGACAGAGCUGACGACAGAGAAGUGCCGUGAUGCUCACAGAAUUGAAGAGUUGUUUGCUAAAAAUCACCAAUUAAGGGAACAACAGAAGAUCCUUAAAGAAAAUGUAAAGGUGCUAGAAAACAGGCUACGAGCGGGUCUCUGCGACAGAUGCAUGGUCACUCAGGAGCUGGCAAAAAAGAAGCAGAAUGAGUAUGAGAACUCUCAUUUCCAGAGUCUGCAGCACAUCUUCAUCCUCACUAAUGAGACAAACCGCCUGAGGGAAGAGAACAAAAGUCUCAAGGAAGAACUGAAGAGGCUUCGGAGCCUGGAAACAAAGCCCUCAGGAGUUAUCUCCAGAGAAAGCAGCUGCAGCCCCAGCUCUCCACUGGCUUUGCUGUCCCCAGUGAGUAGGAACACUGGCAGUGAGCAAGUGGCUCACAGAGGAGCAGAAGAAGCCCACCACGACGUGCCAGGAGUCCAGCUGGGAGAAGAAAAGCCUGCAGGACAGAGAAGCUCUCCAAGCAGUAGGACUUCCCCAAGCACUGUCCUCCAAGAAGUCAGCCUCGCAGAAAUUGCAUCCCAGAGGAUCUCCAACCAGCUGCAUGGAACCAUUGCCCUGGUGAGACCUGGCUCCAGACCCUGCCCCCUGGAAAGAAGCCCUUCAAGGACAGCAGUGUCCCCACCAGCGAGGAAGACUCCUGUCCCGCCGGAGCGUGAGCCCAGCCCCAGCCUUGAGGCUUAUUUAACAGCAAGCAAACCAGACUCUCCCAAGCUCUCUCCAUCCUAUGAAAACCUGAAAGUGACAUCCAGGAGAGAGCAGCUCUGCCUCCUCCACAAGCACCUUUCCCUGCACCAGCUGGGGCUGGGGGGUAACUGUGCCUCAGCGGAGGGGGACGGCGGCAGCUUCUCCAGCCACGUGCUCCGUGCCAAGGACGGCGCCGGGCGGCUGCGCUCGCGCGAGGGCUGGGAGGAUCGAGCGGCCUUGCUGAAGCUCCCUGCCAUGGUGUAUGUGAGGGAUCAGCACCUGGAGGAGAAGCUGCACCUCCUCAAGCACAGGGAGCGGCUGCAGCACUUCCUGAUGCAGCAGUGCCAGGCAGGCCAGCAGGCAGAUGAAGACUCAAAGCCCGUGCCCGAGGAGCGGCCCCUCUCCCCGUGGCCGAGCAUCCUGCUGGGAUGCAAGAAGGAAAAGUCCUUCCUGGAGGAUGCUGCAGGUGUGAAGGAAGAGAAGGAGCUUUGGCUGAGCAGGGACAGCUCUGAGGUCCGAGAAAAGGCCAAGGCAGCAAGGGAUGACGGUGCAGAUGUGCCGCUGGAUCUGUCGGAGUCUGGUCGGGGCAGGGAAAGAAGCUGGCACAAGCCCUGGGAGCCACGGGGCACCAGCAGCCCACGGCCAAGCCCUGGUGACAGCCCCGCUGUGCCCGUGGCCCGAGGGCACUGUGGGAGGCAUGGGGCAGAGCAGGACGACUUGCACUCCCCCUGCAACUGGCCCAGUGCCACCCAGGCACUGCCUGGUGCUGUUGGGGAGAAGGAAGAGGAUGCAGCUGUGGUGACGCUCUCCCGGGCACAUCCAACAAACAACUCCACAUCAAGUGACCCAGAGGCCUCUCCAGAGACCCAGGAGAGGUUGGCUGCCAGCACACAGAUGGGAAAAGCAGGUGAUGAUGAUGCUGAGUCUGGGAAGCACGAAUCUGAUGAGCCAGACACGACGGACAGUGAGGUGGCUGCCUCAUAUGAAGAUGAAGCCCCACAAGAAGCCCAGGAUGAUGGGAAAUAUUUUUGCACCAAGGACAAGGCUCAAGUGUUGCAGAAGAAGAGAAAAAGAGGACAGGAUCCUUGGGCAAAAGGAGCUAAGAAGUCAAUGAGAGGAAGAAAGAAAAUCAAAGUGGAGCAGUGCUCAGCAGGAAUCACAAAGGAACAAGAGAACUGCUCUGCUUCCCUUAACAACACCUCUGAGGAGAGCUAA